Boleophthalmus pectinirostris (great blue-spotted mudskipper) is the source of this 4712-nucleotide messenger RNA. It is a transcript of the gene tent4a, whose product is annotated as terminal nucleotidyltransferase 4A. The transcript has 13 exons. Gene Ontology annotation, molecular function: mRNA binding; poly(A) RNA polymerase activity. The coding region runs from base 255 to 2648 and encodes 797 amino acids. The record is from RefSeq and is a predicted model, not a curated record. Gene Ontology annotation, cellular component: TRAMP complex; nucleolus. Lineage: Eukaryota; Metazoa; Chordata; Actinopteri; Gobiiformes; Gobiidae. Gene Ontology annotation, biological process: RNA 3'-end processing.
UGGCGCAUGCGCGUGGAUUUGAAGAGAAUACGCCAUAUUGAAUUCCCGUAGGAUUCGGAUAGCAUUUUUCCAGUUAGCGGUACAGGGGACCACUUCCAAUGGUCCGGGUUUGGUUUAAUGUAUAAAUACGUAUCUUUCUCUUAUCCCGCUUUGUGCCGUGGCCUUUAAAAGGCCCCACCGCCUGUUCUGGACCACAACGGGCUCGCAAGUGGUAGUUAGAUAGUUGUCGGGAGGUUGCCAGAGAAAGAAGUUGAAUGGAUCCGAGGGUAGCUUGGAUUCAGCCCGAACAGAAAGGACCUGCGAACGCUUUAUGGAUGCACGUCUGGGAGACCUCUCAGGGACUACGCACUCUCUCCGCUCAGCAGAAGCUUCACAAUCAAAACCACAACCAUUGUGUCAAUUACGCAGCAUUAGAUGUUUUAAAAAAUGUGGCGACCGCGGUGGCAUCGAGCAUUUGCAGCAGCAAUGGUAACGUUACAAGCGGUAUGAGCAGCAGCCAUCACAGCAUCUCAAACGGCACUAGUGGCACUGCGAUGUCCUCUCUGGGGAUAACGCUGUGCAACGGGAAUGCACCGGAUUCUUACACCACGGCAAACACUACGGGCCAGAGUCGGAGUAAAAAUCAGAAAACGGGAUCUGUCUCCUCGGUAUCAUCUCAAGAAUCUGGGCCGGACAGCCCACCUCCCAGUAGCAGCUCUCUUGAGAGGACUAUCGGUGGAAAUGUCACCGGGAAUAUGGGGACUGCCAAUCUACUGCUACACUUGAGCGACAGCAUGGACAAUGUUAAUCUUUAUCAGCACCAUCAGCGUGUGCACGAGCAGUCCGUGUACAACUUGCAGCAAAUUUGCGCAAAUCGUCACCAGGUUCUCUCUGUACCUGUACCUGUUAAUCACCCUCACAGUCACCAUCCAGGCCGAAGGAAAUGUGACAAUAAGGCCAGCACUUAUGGCAUGAAUUACUUGCUUUCAAAUUGCACUAAUGGCAAUUUUGUGAGCGCUUGGACGCCUUGGAAGACGAAGAAGUACAAUCCUGGAGUCCUUGGGCUACAUGAGGAAAUAAUGGAUUUCUACAAGUUCAUGUCCCCUCGGCCAGAAGAAGAAGCUAUGAGGAAGGAGGUGGUGAACCGAAUAGAACGGAUCAUCAAGGAGCUCUGGCCCACUUCAGAUGUUCAAAUAUUUGGCAGCUUUAGUACAGGAUUGUACCUACCAACCAGUGACAUUGAUCUUGUGGUGUUUGGGAAAUGGGAGCGGCCUCCACUACAAGAGUUAGAACAAGCUCUUCGCAAACAUAAUGUUGCAGAACCGUUCUCCAUUAAAGUGCUUGACAAAGCUACAGUGCCAAUCAUUAAGUUGACAGACCAGGAAACAGAGGUGAAAGUCGACAUCAGUUUUAAUGUGGAGACUGGAGUCAAAGCAGCCAGCUUUAUUAAAGAUUAUGUUAAGAAGUAUCCUGUUCUGCCUUACCUCAUCUUUGUGCUUAAGCAGUUUUUACUGCAGAGAGACUUAAAUGAAGUCUUCACUGGAGGAAUCAGCUCCUAUAGCCUUAUCCUUAUGGUCAUCAGUUUCCUACAGCUUCAUCCUCGUAUUGAUGCAAGGAAUCCAAAUGAGAACUUGGGUGUCUUACUAAUAGAAUUCUUUGAGUUGUAUGGUCGCCAUUUUAACUACUUGAAAACGGGAAUCCGCAUAAAAAAUGGAGGUGCAUACAUUGCCAAAGAAGAGAUCAUGAAAUCUUUGACAAAUGGAUCCAGGCCGUCUAUGUUGUGCAUUGAAGAUCCCUUGCUCCCAGGUAAUGAUGUAGGCAGGGGUUCAUAUGGUGCCAUGCAUGUCAAACAAGUGUUUGACUAUGCAUACACUGUCCUGAGUCAUGCUGUGUCCCCACUCGCUCGAUCAUAUCCCAACAAAGACUCUGAAAGCACCUUAGGUCGAAUCAUCAGACUGACUCAGGAAGUUAUUGACUACAGAGAGUGGAUUAUUAAGAAGUGGGGCGGUCGCGAUCUUUCAAGAACGGAAAGCAGAGUUUCAGAGCAUGAGUCCAGUUGUGUGAACUCAGAGGAGCACAGGGACUCUGUGUCUCCCCCCAGCGCAGACUCUCCUAUGUCUAUCUCCAGUCCACAACAACACUCCUCUGCCUCCUCCGUGUCGUCACUGUCUGGAUCAGACAAUGAUUCCGACUCCACUCCACCAUGUCCCAUCCCUCCCCUUCCCCCUUACCCAUCAUUUCCACAUUUGGGACUGGCUUUACCACCAGGAUUCAGCAUGGGGUCUGGUAAACACAACAUUGGAGCACACCCUCUCCUCAUACCUCCAGUUUCACAGGCUCAUGUCUCACUGGCCGGUGGUCUAGCAAUGCACUCCUUGCCUGGCAGACAGGUGUGUAUAGACACCAGGCUCCCUCACUUCUUCCACAUGCCCUCCCCAGCCCAUGCUCAUGCCCCUGCCCCUUCUAGCCCCCAGCCUCUGUCCAGCUCCCCCUCCAGCCACGCCCACAAGAACGGAGCAAAAUUCAACAUCAAGGGCUUCCAUAAUCCACCACUGGUCAACAAUCCUGUCCUGGCUAACCGUGGACACGUGCACACGCAUACACAAUAUCACCGUAACACUUGGAGACGUAGAAAGCGGGACAGCCUCCCAGUCAGCCUCAGCAGAUAGGAGCCACUUGUUGCUCUCCUUUCUUUCCUCCAUAGCCUCUUUGGUGCAAGCAUCAGCGUUUAAGAUUGUCUUGAAAAAGACCGGAUCCUCAAACGUAGGAUCACCGACCUGCAGCACUGAGCGCUGUAUAUUCUUCCUGGAAGCUCUACCUUCAUAUUUCCACUUAUUCCGUUUCUGUGUCAUACCUUGCAGUCACAUUUACUUGCAGUAUUUUUCAUUCAGGUCAUUUUGUUAAUUUGAACUUGUUUUUUUAUUGACAAGUCAUUCUGACCAUGUCAAGCCUAUUGCAGCCAAGCUGCUCGUGGUAGUGUUACCUUUUCACUUGAAAAAUUAACACUUGAGAACAAAGGUUUCAUUUGGUGCAAUAAUGUUAUCUUUUUGAAACUAAUGUAAAUGCUUAUUUAAUUUUGUGCAUAUACGUAAGGCAUUUUUAUAUUAUUUUAUUUUUGUAGGGUUUUUAUUUGUUUACGGACCUUUCUCCAGGCAGCAUCUUGAGUGAGUUUAUCACUUCUAUUUUAUUGUAAUUGAAUGUGUGUAUGUUGCUGUGUCUCAUGAGUCUGAGAUGGACCUGUAUUCAGAAAUCUCUUAUCCCUUCUUUCUGCCUCUUUCUGCUCCUGGUUCUUUUAGUGGAACUAAACUGCUCUUUGACAGUUCAAAUUACAAUCUCUGUAAAUUUAAACUUAAAAACUGUAACAUAUAUCCACAUUAUGCUGAAGGAGGAUGCUGCUCUGGGACACACUGACAUCUCAGUAUUGCCAUUGAAAAUUGAGCCUCAGAUUUGGUGUAUUGAGCUCAGAGCAUUAUUUAGGUUCCGCCAGUUACCGUGUGUUUUUUCUAUUAUAUUUGUUUGUCAAGGGAAGGGUUAACAGUUAAGGCAAACUUCUUUCAAAAGGAUGUUUACUGUGUGGUAAAUGCUGCACUUAUUGUAGACUGAAAUGUAUUAUUUUGGAAGCUUGGUGAUAGUAGGCAUAGACUACUUUUACAAUCCUUAGAUUUACCAGGAGAGGAAAGAGGUAAAAUUGUACACCGAAGGAAGGGAACGGGUAUUUUUGAACAUCCAGAAAGGGAAUUCUAUUAUGAUUCCAUUCAGGAAUCUUGUACAUUUGAUUGCCAGGUACUUCCGCUAAUUGUUUGCAAUGCCUUUCUUUGUGUUUACUUGGGGUGUGUGUAUGUGGUUUUCAGUGAUGCGUGUCUCACUACUUUCCCACUCUCGCAGAAAAGACUGUUCAAACUAGACACUACUCCGAGAACUCUACGCACACCGGUGUUAUUACUAUGCAAGUGGAUUUAACUAUUGUGUCUCUUCUCUUGUCUAGUCUGUUGUUUGUGGUUUCCUUUGUUUUCUCACUGAAAAACUCUGCCUGUUGGAAUGGAGUAAUGUUACAAAGCAUCAGACUCUAAAAAGCCAACGUUUUGAAUGACCUCUGGCCUGCUCUCCUCAUCUUGUACUUGUAUGAAGGGCAUAAAAUGUUCCUUGUUUUUCCUUCAGUUUCCCUGUCGAGUAUAAGGAAGCAGGGCUGUUCCCUUUGUGGUUGGGUAUGAGUCUGUGUUGUGCGUAACAUACUGAAAUAUUUGUGAGAUUUGUGACUUUUGCCACCACUAGUUUUAAACCAACACACAAUGGUUGAUCAGCAAGUGCACCCAGAAUGUGCCCUGCACUCUGUAAGUGUACUCAAGCAGGCCAAAUUGUAAUCCAACUUUACCUUAUUUUUUACAAUGUGUUUUGCACUAGUACACUAUUGGGUUUUUGUUUUCUGGUUAAGCCAUGGCAACUCUAGUUAGUCAAGAACUGUACCCCCCCCCCCACAAGGAGAAGCACAGUAUGAGUUUAUUUUUCAAUACUCAUUUGGUCAUUUGAGAAGAGUAUUACAUUUGUCAUGCAUUUCCCAUGAUUAAUUUGAAACGAGAUGUACUCAAUUGAAAUUAUACCCCACUUUUAUAAGUGGCAAUAAUGUUGGUCAUGUAAAGUUGUUGACUGUUGGAGUUGUCUGCAUCUUCACAGCAAAGUCUAACUUGUGCUGUCUCCCAGAGUGGGUAUGGAUUAAACUAAGGCUCUGUUCAUUU